GACGUCAGUACCCUGUUUACAAAUUCCAGGCAGAUAUAGAAUUAAAAAGUCCAGAAUUCCACGGUACAAAAAUUACUAAAUUCCGAUACAUCCGAAUCAAAACAAAACAGACAUUGUUGCGAGACUUUCAAAUGGUGGACAUUAGAAUUUUUCAAUACUUCAACCAAUUACAUUGCGAUUGACUACCGCCAUGAUUGAAAACGAUGAUGCAGUUGUCAGUGGGACUCGAUAUGAUAAUUAACAUCGCUCUUCAUGCUGAUUAAAUUAUCGCUAAUAUUUUCACAACAACAAUAACAACAAAUUCAGAAAAUUAAAUAUUUAGCCCUACUUUCACAAGCAUCCCUAAUUGAUUUCAUGAUGCAAUUAACAGGAAAUAAAUGUAACGAUGUCAUCAACACCAAAGAAAGGAAAUCCAUGGGUGACUUGUGGCAAAUGCAGCGCCAUAAUCUCUCAGAGAGAUACAGCUGUUCACGAAAGCAAUUGUCCUCCCUCGGAGUUGUCCUGCGCCCAUAGUUACAUUCUAAACACAACUUUACACAGUACUUUGGAAACUUACACUAUGCAAGAACCACCAAAAAAUAUAUCCGUGCGAGACACCCACGAUAUGGUAUUCAUGUCCCAAUCAGCCCUUCAAUUAUGCGACAUAGCGAUUGGGGAUAGAGUCAUUUUAACAUCUGAAGUUGGGGCAAUCGUUAAGAAAGCUUGGCCAAUAAACGAUAAAUCAUUAACGACUGUUUCCCUUACAAAAAACACCAUCGAAACAUCGAGAAUGAAAGGACGUGUGAAAGUGAAAAAAUUUGAUUGCACUCUUCCUUCAGCCAAAGAGAUAGUCAUUGAGUUAAUAGGGAAAAUAUCAAAACUCAAAGUAACAACAGAUCUACAAGUUCUAGUAAAAAACCAUAACGAAAGGAAACCUCUCUGCGUUGGCACUAGAAUAGGUUUUCCAUACUAUGGGAAAACUCUGACAUUCAAGGUAAAAAAAAUAGUUGGAGAUAAAGAAACUAUUGAAAGCAUUGAAGACGCUUUUGAUCAAAUUAGUAUCAAUGAAAAAACUCCAACAUUCUUCGAACCUUUGUACAGCACAAAAUGGUCGAUAAUUGGAGAUGAACGUUCGAAAGUAAAUAGAAAAACGGGAACGGAGGUAACCUCGGAAGAUAUCGGAGGGUAUCAGGAACUAAUGGAAGAAUUGAAAGACAUGCUAGACAUCAUUUUUAGAAAAUCUAAGACUAUAAAAAAUUUAAAAAUCAGUAAAGGAAUUCUUUUGUAUGGGACUGAAGGUGUUGGAAAAACUGCAAUCACUUCAGCUCUCUUCUCACAUUAUAACAUCAACGUUUUCCCCAUAAACUCCAGUGACGUUAUGACUCAGUCUGCAGGUAAACUCGAAGCCUAUAUUACUGAAAUAUUUUCAGAGGCAAAAGCACAAAUUCCAAGCGUGAUUUUAAUUGAAGACCUAGAUGUUUUAUGUCCCAAGAAAAUGGUGAGUGGAUCAGAGAAUGAAAAACGUCUUACGGCGACUUUCAUCAACGAAUUUAAUAUCCUACAGAGGAGUGAUGUGGCUACUCUGGUAUGGAGCACGACUUCAAAGCCCGAUUUUAUUAAUCCCUCUUUGAGAAGACCAGGGCGGAUUGAUCGGGAGUUUGAAGUACCUGCACCAACCCCUCAAAUGCGAAAAGAGAUAAUUUAUAAAUUAUUAACGAAAUUUCCUCAUUCUUUAACUCAAAAAGAUACUGAUGAAAUUGCGUUUGUCACUCACGGAUUUGUUGGUGCUGAUUUGAAUUCCUUGUGCUCUAGGGCAGCUAUGAAUGCUAUAAAACGUCAUGAAAGUUUGUCAGAUCCAGAGGACGACAUUAAAAUGACGCUAGCCGACUUCAAUUACGCUUUAUCUCAAAUAAAACCCUCGGCAAUGAAAGAGGUGCUGGUAGAGAUUCCGAAUGUCUCGUGGUCCGAUAUUGGAGGACAGAAAGAUUUGAAGUUGAAGCUUCAGCAGGCGGUAGAAUGGCCCCUGAAGCAUCCAGAGGCUUUCUCAAGACUAGGAAUAACACCUCCAAGGGGUUUGUUGAUGUUUGGUCCCCCUGGAUGCUCAAAAACUAUGGUUGCCAGGGCUCUUGCAACAGAAAGUAAAUUGAACUUUAUUAAUAUUAAAGGACCUGAGUUGUUUUCGAAGUGGGUGGGAGAGUCCGAGAGGGCUGUGAGGGAGGUAUUUAGGAAAGCAAGGCAAGUUGCUCCUUCUAUAAUUUUUAUUGAUGAAAUCGAUGCACUCGGAGGAGAGAGGAGCAGCGGGACUGGUAGUGCUGGUAAUCAGGUGCAAGAACGAGUACUAGCACAGUUAUUGACUGAGCUGGAUGGUGUCACUGCUCUGGGAAAUGUUACGCUUGUUGCUGCUACCAAUCGACCUGACAGAAUUGAUAAAGCACUUCUCCGACCUGGACGUCUUGACAGAAUAGUAUAUGUGCCCUUGCCAGAUUACGAAACUCGGUUAGAAAUAUUCAAAAUUAAAUGUCGCAGAAUGCCGAUUGAUGAGGACGUAAAUAUCCCAGAUUUGGUUGAUCUCACUGAGGGUUAUUCUGGUGCUGAAGUUCAGGCAAUUUGCCACGAGGCUGCCCUCAAAGCACUCGAAGAAAAUUUAAAUGCCUCCUCAGUUUCAAAACAGCACUUCAAGGCUGCAUUAUCCAGUGUGAAACCUAGAACGCCUCGAGCACUCGUGGAGAUGUACGAGGAAUACGUGAAUAGAAUUGAAAAUUAGAAAAAAAAUAAUCGUAACAUGAAUUUUUGUUUAUUUUCCCAAGGAGAUUAUAUUACACUGAAUUAUUCAACAUGUACACGAGAAAACACACUCCUCGAGCCCAUAAUACUUUUAUUUGUUUUCUCACUAACUUCUAAAUUUCCAUAGCAUUCACUUUAAAUUAUCCUUUAAAUUUACUUUUAAAUCUUCAAUGAUUCUUUUCAUAUUCUAGUAUCGUUAAUCACGUGUAAAAAAGGAACUCAUUGAGUUCCCAGAACGCCAAUUACAUUUUUUUAUCAUAUAUUAAGUCUGUAUUAACAUGGAGUGACAAAUAGGAAUUCUAACAUUAUCAAUCACAUGAAUUUAUUCUUGUUCCAUGAAUGAUUGAAAUUGAAAUCAGAGACUGGUACAAAAAAAAUUGAAUAUGACGGAAUCAAUUCAUGAAUACACAAUCAUAUAUAUAUAUGUACAGGGAAGUUCAUUUUUUAAACUAAACACACCAUGAUAAUCAUUAACAUCAAAUAUUUACAAACAUGAUAAAAAAAUAAAAUAUUUUUAUAAGGAAGAAAAAAUGCAAUUUUUUUUCUGAGAAAAUCAUCUUUUUUGGUCAUUAGAACACCAUAUUUUUCGUUAAAAUAUAACUUUCUAGUCGCCCUUGUCUUCUCUCAAAUCGCCCCAAAAGAAACAAGACAAACAAGCACUCAUUUUUACACACAAACUCCCAGUGAACACACAUUGAUCACACGAUAAAUAAUAAAUUAACUUGGUAAUUGUAACCAGUAAUUCGGUCAUAGAUCAUCAACACAUAAAAAAGAGAGAGUAGAGAGAUUGCAGGAUUCAAAUUAGUAUUUAAGUAAAAGGAGAUGAGUAAAAUUCACUGCAAAUUUACGCCGGUGAUGAAUAAUUUAAAAAAUCCUCCAUAUUUCCAAGUCAUCAAAAAAUGACAUAUCUGUUUUUUACUACUUUGCUGAAAUAAUUUUGAUUUCUCACAAAAAUAUCUCGAGUUGAACAUUGGUUUUUCCAUCAGAAAAAAAAAACCUACACUAU
This is a messenger RNA of Diachasma alloeum, 3769 nucleotides long. RefSeq names its product calmodulin-interacting protein 111. Bases 386 to 2743 code for a protein of 785 amino acids. Gene Ontology annotation, molecular function: ATP binding; ATP hydrolysis activity. Lineage: Eukaryota; Metazoa; Arthropoda; Insecta; Hymenoptera; Braconidae. The transcript is spliced from 2 exons. Gene Ontology annotation, cellular component: cytoplasm. The record is from RefSeq and is a predicted model, not a curated record.